This is a messenger RNA of Epinephelus moara (kelp grouper), 4420 nucleotides long. RefSeq names its product E3 ubiquitin-protein ligase RING2-A-like. Gene Ontology annotation, molecular function: chromatin binding; ubiquitin protein ligase activity. The coding region runs from base 297 to 1490 and encodes 397 amino acids. NCBI's taxonomy places the organism in Eukaryota, Metazoa, Chordata, Actinopteri, Perciformes, Serranidae. Gene Ontology annotation, biological process: negative regulation of DNA-templated transcription. Gene Ontology annotation, cellular component: PcG protein complex; ubiquitin ligase complex. The transcript has 7 exons. The record is from RefSeq and is a predicted model, not a curated record.
CCGGGGAGACGAAGAAGAAAGAUGGCCACAGCUAGCGAUAGCUUGUAGCUGGGGCUCGAAAAAUGCUGCGCUCUUAAUGUGUUUUUUUUGUCCUCUUUCGUCUUCAAGCGAGACACAGCCAUAACUAAAAACACUCUGCCGGCUGCGUAAGAAUAUAAUCACCAGAGUGUGUUAUUAGAGUGAUUUAUUUACUAGUUUUGGGCGGCUGUGUUUGUGUUUGUGUAGGGGGGAAGGGGUCUCCUCAGGUCAGCAGUCCGUCAGUUUAACGUCAGUGAGGAUCGUAGGAACCAGUCGUCAUGGCUGCUCCGGUGAACAUCCAAACGCCCACCAAAACCUGGGAGCUAAGUCUGUAUGAGCUACACAGGAGCCCUCAGCUGGCGAUCAUGGAUGGGACAGAGGUGGCGGUGUCUCCUCGCUCCCUGCACAGCGAGCUGAUGUGUCCCAUCUGUCUGGACAUGCUGAAGAACACCAUGACGACCAAAGAGUGUCUGCACCGUUUCUGCUCUGACUGCAUCGUCACUGCGCUGCGAUCAGGGAACAAAGAAUGUCCAACCUGCAGGAAGAAGCUGGUCUCCAGGCGUUCGCUUCGCCGAGAUUCAAACUUUGACGCGCUGAUCUCGAAGAUAUACCCCAGCCGGGACGAGUACGAGGCCCACCAACGCCGCGUCCUGGAGCGACUCAACAGGCUGCACAACAAGGAGGCACUGAGCUCCAGCAUCGAGGAGGGGCUCCGACAGCAGGCCCGCUACAGGUCUGAGAGGAACCACCGGGUGAAGAAGCCGGCUCAAGAGAGUGACAACACCACCUUCAGUGGUGGGGAAGAUAACGGUGAUGCCCGCUCACACCUGUCUCAUGACUCUGCCCCCUCCCACACCAUUCACCCCUCUGGUCAGACCCCCUCAGAGGCUGGGCCAAGCCGCAAGCGUCCGCGGGCAUCAGACGACGGCUCGGGGCCUGAGGCAGACAGUGGCAGCCCCACGCCUCCGCUGAGACGCCACAAAGAGGGGCCGGCAUCAGAGAUUGAGCUGGUGUUAAGACCACACCCAGAGCUGGUCCAAGCCCAGGACUACAGCCAGACCAGAUAUGUGAAGACGACAGCCAACGCCACAGUGGACCAUCUGUCUAAAUACCUCGCUCUACGCAUUGCCCUGGAGGACAGACAGACCAACGGAGAGACAGAGGACAGAAGAAGAGAGGAGGGGGCAGGACAGGAAAUGGAGGCAGGAGGUGGAGAAGCUGGAGGACCAGCAGGAAGUGGAGAGGGGUGCAGUCUGAGCAGCAUCAGUGAGAAACAGUACACCAUCUACAUCAUGACAAGAGGAGGACAGUUCUCUACGCUGAACGGCUCUCUGACUCUGGAGUUGGUCAAUGAGAAAUACUGGAAGGUGAGGAAGCCUCUGGAGCUUUACUACGCUCUCACCAAGAGCCAACAACAACAACCACCUCCUCAACCACCACAGAAGUCUCCUCCUGUACAGAGGGUGGGAUGAUUCCGAGCAGAGUGCUGCUCUGCUCCAACCACACGUUCUUCUGAAGGUGGAAUUUCAGUUGCUGCAAUCUCACAGCUUAUUAUCAGCAUAUCUUUGUUUUUUUAACUUACUGGCAUUAAAAGAGUCUUACUGACCUGAUUUCUGAAGAGGGAUUUAUAAGCUACCUUGAUAAAUUACCCACCUUCAUUUAUCAGGGACAUUUGGAACUCACUGUGGCCGAUGGACCUGGAGAUUACAAGCCGGACUUUUUCCUUUGUUUUCUCCUGAUAUGAAGCUUCUGCAACUCGUUGGCUUCUGUUUUUCCAUCAGUUUGAAUAUUUUAUUACUUAAAAAAAAUUAAUAACUUCACACAAUUAAAGAGACAAAGCUGUUCAAUGUCAAGAGAGAAGAUAUCUGAAAUUAUUUAUUAUGGGUGCCAAAAUGAGAACUAAGUUUCCGCUGUAAUUCCAAAUUGGAUUGUUUUCCAAAUGCUUACUUGUCUAAUUUUUAGGGCUGCCCCUGACUAAGAAUUUUCCUGUCCUGUCCUUCAGCUUCUCAAAAUGAUCCCACACUUUGGAUUUCCUGCCCGACAUGUUAUUAAGUAGCCUGUGUUCGACUAAGUUUGGUUGACUAUUAAGGGGCAGCCCUACUAGUUUAUGUACGUCUUUUUGCAAAAUUGAAUAUUAAAAUUGACAAACUAUAUUAAGGUAAUUAAUACCUGUGGUGGUCAGUUCUAGCCAGGAAAAGAAAGAAAGAUGUAAAGUUAGAUAUGAUAAGAAAUUCUCAUGGUCAGUCAAAAUUACGAGGUUUUAAUUUAGGUCUAAAUUAAUCAAAAUUUUCAAAUAGUAUCUAAAUUUAUUGACGGUGUGCCAAAAUUAUGGUAUACUUAAAUGUAAUUUUGAAAGUAAAAAUAUGGGGAAUGGUGAGAUGAGAUGGUAAAACCAAAAAUUGGUUUCUCAUAAUUUUGAUACAGUAAUCCAAAUUUUGACCAAACAAUUUUGACUUAGAAGAAGUGUUCAUUUCAUUUAAUUCCUUCAUUCUUCUCUUUCCUGGCAGAAAUAGGCAUCCAUACAUAUUUUGUUUGUUUGUUUCUGCUUUCUUUCUGCUUUCAUGACUUUAGGUAUCUUCCUCUUCUCUAGUAAUAUCACAGUGAAAAUAAGAAUAGUAAAGCAAAAAAAAGUUGUCUUCUAUAAGUUUCUAUAAGUAAUUCCAUCUAAAUUUAAUGUCUGAAUUAAUCUAUUUAUGAAAUAUUUGUAUAAUGUAAUUUUUAUGAACAUGACUGAAGUUCUUUGCUGCUUUGCUGGUCCGCUCUCAGCUGGACCUGUUGAUUGCUGCCUUACACAGUCGAAACUUAACUAAAACUUUAGUAUUGUUUCAUUAAGACACACAGCUGUAACGCGCAUAAGCUUCAAGACACAAAUGUUCAGUCACUCCCAGUUCUGCCAGUGCAUCUAUUGAUUUUCUAAACUGUUUAUCCUGUUAAGGGCUGGAGCCUCUCCCAGCAUGCACUGGGGUAGCGCAAGGUGACUACACAUUUUAGGAGCAAUAUCUUAGUUGGUUGAAAGAGGAGAUGUCAGGUAGUUUGUUUUCAGAAGCCUCGUUAUGAAGAGGAUAUGAGCAGGUCCUUUGCUUGUUUUAUUCCUUUAUUGUGUAACUUUAAAGUAUGGAAGCCCAUCUCUGCAAGUGGGAUUAAAAAAAUAUCCUGUUAAGUUAUAAUCAAAAACUUUGUCUUAGUAUUUCAAAAUAAUGGGCAGCUUUUCUUGUAAUGAUGACUUAGUAUCUGGGAAACUUAAUCAAAAUGAAUUGGUAUGACAAUGACUAAGUAUUGUUUUUAUUUUUUUUCUUCUUAAAUACUAAGUCAUAAUUUUGAGAUAAGUUAGUCAUUUUUGAGUUUCUUAUGACAAAUGUAUGUUAUAGUAAUUUGGACGAAUUAAUUUAUUAUGACAUACUAACUCAUUAUUUUUUGAUAAUUUUUUUUUUUUUUUUACAAGUAACUCAUUAUUUUGAGUUUCUCAUUAUUUUAACUAACAAAUUCAUUAGUUUGGAAUACUUUAGUACUUAAGUUUUUUUUUAAAUCACAAUGGCAGAAAUGGGCUUCCAUACAGGAGCUUCAAGGAUGUGUGCAGGUACCUUAAACUUUCCUGCUAUAUUUUACUAUGGUAUACACAUUUUUUCCAUUUAUCACCUUAAAAGAUGUAGCUUCAACACUCACCUUACCUUGUUGUUUCUCUCCUAUAAUACACCAAGUGUUUGGUUAGUAAGUUUGCAUGAAAAUGUUUCCUUAAAUUCAGCUCACAGGGUGUUACCGUCUGUUAAAGCCAUAACCCUCAGUUGGAUCCAACCUGGGUUCUUUACCAUUUAGACUUAUUUCAUUUCUGUCUUUAUGCACUUUAUUUCUUGCAGCCAUGUUUUUCCUAGCUUACCUCAGUUUUUAUGAAAUAUUUGUAUAUUAAGAAUGAUGUAUGAUGAUUUCCUUUUCUUCUGUUGUAUAAUUACAAUCUAUCCUUCUAUCAGCAAUGCGGCACAAUAAACUAAAAAACGAACACAUAUGGUAUAAAGUGUGCGUGUUUGAAAUUGAUGCUCUGAUCAAGCCAGUUAUGAGUAACUGUGCAAGUUGCUUCACAGUAACAGUAUCGAUGUUGUAUUCAUCUGUUCCUUUGUCCUUUAUUAUUUUCAGGUGCCAUUAAGCCAUUUUGCAAACUGUAUUUCUAUCUGGGAUAUCCAAAUUUUACAUAUUUUGUUUAGUAAAGGAGUUUUUUGUGCAGUCAAGUGCACACCUGUGAUUACACCCAACAGAGGGUGGUCUUGCUUCAUUUUUGACUCAUGAGCAGCCCCCCACCUUCAUGGAAGGAGCUUAUUACAUUACCAAAUGACCUCUUUAAGAUGACUGUAUUAAAGUAAUAUCCAAGAAACCAAGAUGCAAAAACUGGUGCAAACCAGUGUUAUAAAAC